Molecule: messenger RNA, 1465 nt
Organism: Protobothrops mucrosquamatus (brown spotted pit viper)
Lineage: Eukaryota; Metazoa; Chordata; Lepidosauria; Squamata; Viperidae
Gene: ABI2
Product: abl interactor 2
Exons: 9
Coding region: 109-1314 (401 amino acids)
Cellular component (GO): lamellipodium
Molecular function (GO): SH3 domain binding
Source: RefSeq, a predicted model, not a curated record
UAGUCACCAGAUAAACAACGGGCUCUAGAAGAAACCAAAGCAUACACAACUCAGUCCUUAGCUAGUGUAGCCUAUCUGAUCAACACUUUGGCAAAUAAUGUUCUGCAAAUGCUGGAUAUCCAGGCCUCCCAGCUUAGGCGGAUGGAAUCUUCAAUCAACCACAUUUCACAAACAGUUGAUAUACACAAGGAAAAAGUGGCUAGAAGAGAAAUUGGCAUCUUGACUACGAACAAGAACACUUCAAGAACUCACAAAAUCAUUGCGCCAGCCAACUUGGAGCGACCUGUUCGUUAUAUCAGGAAACCUAUUGAUUAUACAAUUCUUGAUGAUAUUGGUCAUGGGGUAAAGGUUAGCACGCAGAAUAUGAAAAUGGGUGGUCUGCCUCGUACCACACCACCCACCCAGAAACCACCCAGUCCACCAAUGUCAGGGAAAGGAACUAUUGGGCGUCACUCUCCCUAUCGCACACUGGAGCCAGUGCGUCCUCCAGUGGUACCAAAUGACUAUGUACCUAGCCCUACCCGUAAUAUCGCUCCCUCGCAGCAGAGCCCUGUUAGAACAGCUUCUGUGAAUCAGAGGAAUCGCACUUACAGCAGCAGCGGAAGCAGCGGAGGGAGCCAUCCCAGCAGUAGGAGCAGCAGUCGAGAGAACAGUGGAAGUGGAAGUGUGGGCGUCCCUAUUGCUGUCCCUACUCCAUCCCCUCCCAGUGUGUAUCCAGGUCAUCCUGUUCAGUUCUACAGCAUGAACAGACCUGCUACUCGGCACACACCUCCAACAAUAGGGGGUUCCUUGCCAUAUAGGCGCCCUCCAUCCAUCACUUCACAGAACAGCCUUCAAAGCCAGGUCAACGGAGGACCAUUUUAUAGCCAGAAUCCAGUGUCUCUUGCACCACCACCUCCCUCCAUCCUACAGGUAACUCCUCAGUUACCGUUAAUGGGAUUUGUGGCCAGAGUUCAGGAAAACAUUUCAGACACACCUCCCCCUCCACCCCCAGUAGACGAAGCUGUUUUUGAUGAAUCUCCACCACCACCCCCUCCUCCAGAGGAUUAUGAAGAAGAAGAAGCAGCUGUGGUGGAAUACAGCGAUCCUUAUGCCGAAGAGGAUCCACCCUGGGCACCAAGGACCUAUUUGGAGAAAGUUGUGGCAAUUUAUGAUUACAGUAAAGACAAGGAAGAUGAACUUUCCUUUCAGGAAGGUGCCAUCAUCUACGUCAUUAAGAAAAAUGAUGAUGGGUGGUAUGAAGGUGUGAUGAAUGGAGUAACUGGACUCUUCCCCGGAAACUACGUAGAGUCCAUCAUGCACUACUCAGAAUGAAGACCACUAUGGCAAGAGACAGAACCAAGAGAUUGUUGGGCUGCCCAGGUCCCUUUGGCAGCUUGGGGGGCACCUGGGUACCUGAAGGAAGGAUCAUUGUAACAAAACCACUCCCCUUUCCUCCUUUUUAUAAAAUGGUGAUUUGAAUUGU